AUGCCCAAGAUACAUUCUGAAAAAGGGUUGAUUACACUAACAUUUGGGAUUUGCUUAACAAUCUCCUUGGUGGGAUGUAGCCCUCCUGAAGAGCAUAUAAAAUGUUCAUCAGGAAAUACUGAUUGCACAAUCUCCAAUGCUUACGGAUCAUUUCCUGAUCGAAGCAUUUGUCGUGCAGCUGAGGCAGUCUACCCGAGAUCAGAAGAAGAGCUCAUUGCAAUAGUUGCAAAUGCAACAAUGCUGAAGAGGAAGAUGAAAGUGGUAACCACAACAUCCCAUAGUGUUCCUAAACUCACCUGUCCAGACGGCGAAAAUGGGCUCGUUAUUAGCACCAAGUACCUCAAUCGACUAGUGAACAUCGACAAAUCAGCCAUGACUAUAGUGGUUGAACCUGGGGUGAUGUUAAGGAAGUUGAUUGAUGAGAGCACCAUGGCUGGACUAGCCAUACCUUAUGUUCCAUACUGGUGGGGUUUGACAAUAGGUGGACUUUUGAGCACGGGUGCACAUGGCAGCACAUUGUGGGGUUUGGGACCUGCUGUUCAUGACUAUGUUAUUCAGCUUAGGAUUCUGACACCCUCAGGAGCUGGUGAGGGUUAUGCAAAAGUUCAUACGCUCAAAACUGGCGAUGCUGAGCUUAAUGCAGCUAGAGUCUCACUUGGAGUUCUUGGAGUCAUUUCACAGGUGACGCUUCAACUGCAACCAUUGUUCAAGAGGUCUAUCACGUACGAAGAAAAAAGUGACUCAGAGCUGGAAGAUCAAGUGUCUACAUUUGGCAAACAACACGAGUUUGCAGACUUCAAUUGGUACCCAAGUCAACAUAAGGUGGUUUAUCGAAUUGAUGAUAGAGUGCCCUCCAGCACUCCUGGAAACGGUGUUUUUGAUUCCACAGGAGUUCGCCCUGCUGCUUCUCUUGCUCUGGCAACUUUAAGAGGCACAGAGGAUAGUCAAGAAUUCACAGGUUACGCAGAAGGGAAAUGCGCAAGUGCAGUAGCAAGCACGUCCUUGUUUGAAACAACUGCAUUUGGAUUGACAAAUGAUGGUAUCCUGUUUGAGGGCUACCCUGUGGUAGGGUAUAACAAUCGCAUGCAGUCAGCUGGUUCCUGCCUUUAUAGCCUAGAAGAUAAUUUAUUAACAGUUUGUCCUUGGGACCCUAGAGUUGACGGUCUAUUCUUUUUCUCAAGUGGGAUCAGCAUUAGCUUGUCCAAAGCUAAGGAUUUCAUUCGAGAUGUAAAACAACUUGUUGCUUUGCAGCCUAAUGGUUUAUGUGGUCUUGACCUUUAUAAUGGUAUCCUGAUCAGAUAUGUUACUGCUUCAAGUGCUUACUUGGGGAAAGAAGAAGACUCUUUAGACAUUGAUAUCACUUACUACAGAAGCAAGGACCCAAUGGCCCCAAGAAUAUAUGAAGACAUACUUGAAGAGAUAGAGCAAAUGGCAGUGUUUAAGUAUGGAGGACUGCCACAUUGGGGUAAAAAUAGGAAUUUGGCUUUCCUUAAUGUGAUUAAGAAGUACAAGAAUGCUAAGGAGUUUUUGAAGGUCAAACAACUAUAUGAUCCUUUAGCGUUGUUCUCCAGCGAGUGGUCAGACCAAAUUCUCGGACUAAAAGAUGGAAUUACCAUAGUAAAGGAGGGUUGUGCAUUAGAAGGAUUGUGCAUAUGUUCAGAGGACAUCCAUUGUGCCCCAAAGAAGGGAUACUUUUGUCGAACAGGAAAAGUUUACAAAGAUGCGAGGGUUUGUGUUCACUUGACAUCCUAA
Messenger RNA from Coffea eugenioides, 1752 nucleotides. Its product is annotated as probable L-gulonolactone oxidase 6. The record is from RefSeq and is a predicted model, not a curated record. The coding region runs from base 1 to 1752 and encodes 583 amino acids. Lineage: Eukaryota; Viridiplantae; Streptophyta; Magnoliopsida; Gentianales; Rubiaceae. Gene Ontology annotation, molecular function: FAD binding; D-arabinono-1,4-lactone oxidase activity. The transcript is spliced from 4 exons. Gene Ontology annotation, cellular component: membrane.